Molecule: messenger RNA, 1919 nt
Organism: Plectropomus leopardus (leopard coralgrouper)
Lineage: Eukaryota; Metazoa; Chordata; Actinopteri; Perciformes; Serranidae
Gene: prrt2
Product: proline-rich transmembrane protein 2
Cellular component (GO): membrane
Source: RefSeq, a predicted model, not a curated record
UGGAACAAGGCGCUACAUGCACCGCCGCCUCUCCAGCUUUCACAUAUUGUCGGAUUUUGUGCGGACGGCGCACGUUUGCACAUAGGCUGAGAUGAUUGCUCGUGUCUGAUGAUAUUAUUUUGCACCUGAAAAUAAGGAUGCCAAAACCAGGCACGCUCCGGCUGUGUUGAGACGCGAUUAAAAAGGUGAACUAGAGGCAGCACACACAGGACUGGACCACAAACAGACUUCAUCUUUGCUGUCAGCAUGGCUGUGAACAUGAUGCCAACUCCCACCAUUUGGCCAGGGGAGGAACAACCAUCGCUGCUGGACCAGGAGGACUCUCUGUCAAGCCAAGCCCCCAUCUCUGUGCCAUGCCCAUCAGUCAGAGGUGAACCGCUCAUCCACAGCAGCAGCAGCAGCCCGGCCGGCACACGGCCUCCCCGCAGCAAAUCCAAAGGCGAGCUGGUCAUAGUCAUCAACGAGAAGCUGAAGAACAGUAACGGGAUCCACCCGGCACCCGCAGAGAGCACCUCUCCGGUCAUCUGCUCUCCUCCCAGAAGACAACACUCCAUCUCUUACCCCCAUCACAACAAGACCAGAAAGGGGAGCAGGGCGAGCUCCAUCGGAUACACCGCCUUCUCGCCUAGGCCGUCGCUUUCUCGCCACUCCAGCAUCGCCACCAACCCACCCCUGGACCGCACCAAGGUCAAAGACUACCUCCUUCUCUCCGUGCUGGCCUGCUUCUGCCCUGUGUGGCCCAUCAACAUUGUGGGAUUUGUCUACUCCAUCAUGUCCAAGAACAGUCUCGAGCAGGGAAACCUGGAUGGGGCCGUGCGUCUGGGACGCGUCGCCAAGAUGCUCUCCAUGGUCUCACUAGUAGGAGGGACGGUCAUUAUCAUCGCCUGCAUUGUCAACCUGGCCAUAAAUGUGAAAACCUGAGUUUCAUCCCAGGGUGAAACUGGAUAAAGCAACUGACCGUCUGGCCCGCACCUGCACCACCGUCUUUACCGCCUAGUCAUUACCUGGAUGUGACAAAUAUGCACCCGAUAUACAGUGCUUACUUGUAUUUCUGUAAUCUAUAUAAAUCCCUUUUUGCUAAUGGAAGAAAAUAAAAUAUGCAAAUGCUGCUGCUCUAAAUCGGGGGGUGGGGUGGGGGAAAUUUGUCUGUUAGAUGGCGAAGGGAGUAGACAGUCUAAUCAGCCCCUUCGUAUUCUGGUCAACGCAUUCAGAACGAUUCCUGAGAAACUCUUCAAGACUCCAAUCAUCACCCGCAGAACUGACAAGGUGGACUAGAAAAAUGGGGAGACCAGUGGAGGUGGUCACAGAACGCCAAACAGGAAGGAUCGCCUCCCAGCUUCAGCGCCACAUGCAACAAAAUGUCCGCCCAAGUCCAUCUUUCACUGCACCCGAGGACAGGACACCAUCAGCUUGCCGUUAAAUCCUCUCAGAUACGUGGAGAGGCUGUGGGAUUUGUGGCUGCAUUGAAAUGAGAGAGCAGAAAUUCAUCCCCUCACAGAGAAGAAACACUUUGAAUCACAGUGUGUCCUCUUGUUUCUGACUCUUCUUUGUGGUUCUCAUGACUCCCGCCCGCCCCUUACAUCUUGUGCUUGAGAGUGAGUGUACGGGUGGCAAAGAAGAUGAAAAAGAGGCUUACCAAGGACAAGCUAUGGGUGCUAAACUGAAUGGGAUUAUGGGAAGUCUCACACAGAAGGCACCGUCAUCACUGCAAGGAAAAAUAUGUGCCAAAAAAAAUGUAGAGGGAAAUUUUCCUGCUUUGUAAAGACCCAACUCUGAUUACAGAACUGUUGUAGAGAGAAAGAGUGUUUUUUUACUCUGCUGCAACUUUACUGUAUAUCCGCUCGACACCACUGAUCACUGUGAGCCGGGGAAGGAUACAUGUUCACCAAAAAAAACCCCAAACUGUAGCAAGUCACCGU